GCGGGUGACGGUGCGGACGGGUCAGGAGCGUAGAGGCGGCGGCAAAAUGGCGGCGCCUGAGGAGCAGGAUCUAACUCAGGAGCAGACCGAGAAGCUGCUGCAGUUUCAGGAUCUGACUGGUAUAGAAUCCAUGGAGCAGUGUCGCCUGGCCUUGGAGCAGCAUAACUGGAACAUGGAGGCUGCUGUCCAGGACAGAUUGAAUGAGCAAGAGGGCGUACCAAGUGUUUUCAAUCCGCCUCCAGCUCGACCCCUACAGGUUAAUACAGCUGACCACAGGAUCUACAGCUAUGUUGUCUCAAGACCACAACCAAGGGGCCUGCUUGGAUGGGGUUAUUACUUGAUAAUGCUUCCAUUCCGGUUCACCUAUUACACGAUACUUGACAUAUUUAGGUUUGCUCUUCGUUUUAUACGGCCUGACCCUCGCAGCCGGGUCACUGACCCUGUUGGGGACAUUGUUUCAUUUAUGCACUCUUUUGAAGAGAAAUAUGGGAGGGCACACCCUGUCUUCUACCAGGGAACGUACAGCCAGGCACUUAAUGACGCCAAGCGGGAACUCCGAUUUCUUUUGGUUUAUCUUCAUGGAGAUGACCACCAGGACUCUGAUGAGUUCUGCCGCAAUGCUCUCUGCGCACCUGAGGUCAUCUCGCUGAUAAACAGCAGGAUGCUUUUUUGGGCUUGUUCUACAAACAAACCUGAGGGGUACAGGGUCUCCCAGGCCUUACGAGAGAACACCUAUCCAUUCCUGGCUAUGAUUAUGUUGAAGGAUCGGCGAAUGACUGUGGUGGGAAGGCUAGAAGGCCUCAUUCAACCCGAUGACCUCAUCAACCAACUAACAUUCAUCAUGGAUGCAAACCAGACUUACCUGGUGUCAGAGCGCCUCGAAAGGGAAGAAAGGAACCAAACCCAGGUGCUGAGACAACAGCAGGAUGAGGCCUACCUGGCUUCUCUCAGGGCGGACCAGGAGAAAGAGAGGAAGAAGAGGGAGGAAAGAGAGCGGAAGCGCCGGAAGGAGGAGGAGGUGCAGCAGCAGAAGCUGGCGGAGGAGCGCAGGCGGCAGAACUUGCAGGAGGAGAAGGAGAGGAAGUUGGAGUGCCUGCCCCCAGAGCCCUCGCCUGAUGACCCUGAGAGUGUCAAGAUCAUUUUCAAGUUACCCAACGAUUCCAGAGUAGAGAGACGAUUCCAUUUUUCUCAGUCUCUAACAGUCAUCCAUGACUUCUUAUUCUCAUUGAAGGAGAGCCCUGAAAAGUUUCAGAUUGAGGCCAACUUUCCAAGGCGGGUACUCCCCUGUGUCCCCUCUGAGGAGUGGCCCAGCCCCCCCACGCUGCAGGAGGCGGGACUCAGCCACACAGAAGUUCUCUUUGUUCAGGACCUGACAGACGAAUGACACUUUUCUGCCUCUUUUUUCCCACCCCAAUCCCUAAAAGAAAUGGAAAAACAAAAACAGAGAACAAGAGAUAAAUUCAUAUUAUUAUUAUUAUAAUACAAUAUUUUUUUUAAAAAAACUGCUGCAUCCUAUGGAAGGAUCAGAAACCACGCUGCCUGCAAGAGCCACAACCUGCGUGCGUGUGCAAAGCCAGCGGUGAGCACACCUGCUCUGCCUUCCCACAGUGAAGAGACAUCACCUCCAACCCAGCCAGCGGCCCACGUGGGGAAGGAAGGAGACAUUCCCACUGUUUCUCAGUCAUUCUUGCUUUUGUAGAAAAUACAAAUGAAACCCUCCCAUCAGCGACAGCAGCAGCUCCUGAGACCUGCUCCUCCCACUUCUGGAGGAGGAGGGGAGAGACGGAACAGACUGCCCACAGUUUAUGAAUAACUUUGUUUCUGUUUGCUUUGUAAUGAUAAUGACCAAAGGAAUGAGGCUGACUUAGGUGUAUUUUUUUUCCUUAGAUUUGAUAAAAAGCCAAUGCCCUGGGCUCCUCUGCCCAGGCGGUGUGGUAAAGGUGCCCUGGGCUCCUCUGCGCUUCCUUCUGCCACGGUCCCUCGGUUCAGAGAGGUCAUUUGGUUUGGUACAGUUCUGCCACUUGUGUGUCCCAUUUGGAGCACUGAGGAUUGUGACCCACACGAGGCCAUGUGGGGUGCACUCACCUUUACACACAAGCACAGCUUUCCCUGGCAUCUGUACCCGGUGGUGAAGGGGUCUGAACCAAAGGCUAGCAGCCCCUGGUUCCCCUCUGACUGCUCGUGCUGCUCUUUCCAGCGUCCCUAACUUGCCAGGCUUGGUGCCUGUCCAGAGGACCAGCAGCCCCGCCUCAGGCCCCGGGCCCACCAUUCCACCUGUGGCUGCUCGCAUGGUUCAGUGCAGUGUGAUAAUGGUGUUUAAGGAUAGACCCAUCGCAGGCAUGGUGGUGCGCUGGGAGGCAGAGGCAGCAGAUCUUUGAAUUCCAGGCCAGCCUGGUCUACAGAGUGAGACCCUAUCUCAAAGUAAGUUUUGAACCAGAAACUUUGAAAGGGAAAUUGGACUCCCAACCUCUGUGUGAUGUUGGAAAGCACAUUUCAUGGCACCAGAGAGUUUGCAGUCUCCCUCUUGCCUGGGUUCAGCAGCAGGAGCUUUCCCCCUCGAAAUGUCUCAUCUGUGAUUGAAUUUUUGGUAGUGGGUAUGUGGUUGAGCCAUGUGUUGGCGCAUGCCAGUGUGCACUGACAAGUAUUCCAGUGUGACUGGCUAGGCUGGCACAGGCUUGACACACUGCAGCCCUCUGGGCAUUCCAGUCGAGAGAGCAUAGCUUGUGUUGGUCACCUCCGAGAGCCCUCUAGAGCUGCUGCUCUCCAGUGUUAGAGGGAGCCUGGGGAGGACAUCUCCAAGGCCUUAGUGUAGGGCUCUGAACUCUACCUUGGGAAAUGUUAGCGCUGCUAAGUCUGCUGGCCCUACAGUGAGGACCCUCAGAUGCGAUCUGCCUUGCUGGCACCCACCGAUGCAGAGGGCUUUUCCCGCUUGGAGCUUCUAGUCCCUGUCUCUGCCUGGCAUAUGGCCAUAGGACUGGAAGUAGUGUCUUGUUCACAGCUGCUUGGGGAAAUUCUGACUUUUCCCUCUUAAUCUCUUUCUGUAAUGUGUACAUUUUAAUUUUAUACCUUUUGCCUUCAGAUAACUGCAAAAAGAUACUAGAUGCUGGACUAAUAACACUAGCGUCCUCUGUUGCCACAGCUCUGAGAGCAGCCUGCCCAUGUCCUGGAGGCUUCUGCUGAAGUUCCUACCCAGCUCUUGUCAUCUGACCCCUCCCUUACUUUUAAGAUAUGUUCUGAUGGCCCAGAGUGGCCCCAAACUCCAUACCCAAGGCUGGCCUUGAACAACCCUCCUGCCCCCCACUCCUGGGGUGGGGCCUGGCUGUGUGCCACUGCAUCAGGCUCUCCAGGAGUUGUGAAACACUUCCAUUUUCUUGUUGUCCAUUUCUCUCCAUGGGUGAGCGUGGACUUCACAUUUUGUCCCUCAGGCCAGUUCAGUCUGUGACUCCCUAAGACCCUUGAGCUUGAAGAGACCUGCGACCAUUUGCUGUUGUUUAAAUUGCUUCCAAAAUAUUCCACUAAUUGUUCCAAAGUCAAGUCGUUUCCAGUUCUGCCCCUCAAUCCCCUUUGAAGUGGCCUCAGCUGACUGACCGUGGGGAUGACCAAGCAACAGUGCCUCAGUCUGGUCUUUUCUCCCUCUGCAGAAUUGUCUGCGGCAGAUAGGUUUUGUUUCUGGUUCUGGUUCUCUCCUUGGUUGCUUCCACUGUGAGAUGCAGAGAAGGGAAGGCAAGAGAAUUCCUGUUUCUUUUAAAACUAAAAAAACAAACAAACAAACUAGAAUUUCCAGCUGAUCAGUUAUUAUGAAAAUUGCUAAUGGUGCCAAGGCCAACGAAAGAAUGUCAGAAGGUGACUGAGAAGGAGCAGUGACCCCAGAGCACAGAAUCCGAGGUGUCGCCUGGCGCUCAACAGGGACCCACCGUACAGCUGGUUGGCUUUUCUGUUUGUCUGGGGGGAGGUUUUAACUCCGUGAAGAACGAAGCAACAAAAAAAUGCAUCCACGAGAGAUGCAGUGCCCACCUGUACUGCACCUGUGUAGUUGAUAAUUUCCUGAAGAAAUCUAGUGUACUUCAAAUUUUUUCAUAAAGGUUUACAUUGUAUUGUAGGUUAACAUUAAACGUUUUAUAACAAAAAAUUACAAAA
Messenger RNA from Apodemus sylvaticus (European woodmouse), 4137 nucleotides. RefSeq names its product Fas associated factor family member 2 (gene Faf2). Gene Ontology annotation, cellular component: endoplasmic reticulum. The record is from RefSeq and is a predicted model, not a curated record. Gene Ontology annotation, molecular function: ubiquitin binding. The transcript is spliced from 11 exons. NCBI's taxonomy places the organism in Eukaryota, Metazoa, Chordata, Mammalia, Rodentia, Muridae. Bases 47 to 1384 code for a protein of 445 amino acids.